Molecule: messenger RNA, 426 nt
Organism: Suillus paluster
Lineage: Eukaryota; Fungi; Basidiomycota; Agaricomycetes; Boletales; Suillaceae
Exons: 3
Source: RefSeq, a predicted model, not a curated record
ACAAUUGGAGAGCGACUCACCCAAACCAUUCACGCUGUAGAGACAGAGAAGUACCGAUACGACAAAAAAGCACAGCGAACUGGUCUCUGGUUGAAUAUUGCUAUAGGUUUACAAGUUUUGCUUGAGGCACUCACUAUAGGUAUUUCGGCAGCAACGUCGGGUAAGCAGGUUAGUUCAAAACUUCGAUUGGCAUCACCAUUCGGGCGUAUCGACAUUAGUUGUUUCCUCUCACGCUCGACACGGGGAUCGAACGAACCACAACUAUCCAUAACUCGCGCUAAGGACCCAGAACAAUUUUUGAGAGAGUGUGGUACCUUCAAUAUGGACCACGAGGAUGAAUAUGUGACACCUGGAGAACCUCUGAAUAAUCGGCUAGAGGAGCUCAGACAAAGGUUUGAAGAACGUCUUGGAAAUGCUGAUGGGUAG